AUGGGUGCAGCUAUUGUUGAUGGUGAGAAUUUAGAAAGGUAGGAUAUAGAGGGAGUUAUAGGGAUAUAGAGUGUUGUUUUAUUAACAAUAUGUAUGUCACAUUAAAGUGAAAUAGACAUCGUAUAUUUCCUUUUACAAUAUUUGUUUAAUAUUUACUUUCCCAGUUUUACCAUGUUUUUCCCAUUUAUUUUGGAAAAAAACUGGGAAAAUCAAAAAAUGACCUACCUAGACUAACAUUCCAGGAAAAUUCCUUUCUAGAAAAGAUACUAUACAAGAUACUUUGGACCAUGAUUUCUGAAUUUUUGUACACAGUAUAAAAAAAAAAAAAGAUAAAAUAAACAUCGUUAUGAAACCAAUACAUUUUAGAUUCUAAGUAGAGCGAAGAUGCUUAUAGUUUUACAGAGAUGGUUUUUUUUUUUAUUUUUUAUACCAGAAGACCUGCUCGUACGAGCAGCACGAGUAGCACUUUUUCUGAAAGUAAAUCGGCGUGGAAAGAAACUUUAAAGUAUUCAAUUUUUGAAUUUUUUCAGGGUUUUCUCAUCAAAUUUGAAAAUCGAAAAAAAAAACGGGAAAAUUUGAGAAAUUUAUCGUCCCCACUAGGACGUUUUUAUCACUAUACUCAGUCUAAAAUUGAAAAUACUGAUAAAAGUAUUUAUGCGUACCUCUUGCUUUCUAACAAUACGCACUAAAAAAAAUGUAUAUAUUCAUAAUACGUGUAAUGAUAAUAAUACGUUCGCAUGUAUUAUAAUAUUAUAACAAAUUAUUAUAAUAUCUCGUUUCAUAUAGGUACACCAUAAAAAAAUACAAAAUUCUAUACAAUAAUAUUAUGGUUUUUUUCAUGAACUUUUCCAUCGCAAAUUUUUAUAACAAUAUUAGUUUUUUUUUUUUAAACUAUUUAAAAAAUAAAAUAAACUAUAGGUAUAAUAACAGCAAUUAUAUUAAUACGUUUACCACGACCGCUCUGUUUGCUAUUAUAUGGUUGAAUGUUGUAGACUACUCACAAGUUAAACUUAUCGAGUUUUACACGGACGGAACACGCGUUUUCAUUAUGUGGUCGAAAAUAAAAUUUAAAUGUCUUUUCAUAUUUUCAUGGGUUGUAAUUUGCCCGUUUUAUACGCAUGCUUCAUUUUCUACGGGUUAUUAUUGUAAGUAAAUUAAAAUUAUGUGUGAAUAUAUACUAUAUUAUACAUAAAAAUAAAAAUUGUUAAUAAACUAUUAAAAACUACGUUCAAAAUCUCAUAGCUCAAGCUCAAUUGGAAAUACUCUAGAUUUAUGAUGAUUAUCUAUCAGCCAGUGAGUGCCGAAAAUCGUGAAUUUUGGACAAUUGGACCAUGACAAUUGUUUCAUGAGAUGUAUGGAAUUUUAAAUUCUAUUUGAUAUUCUCAACUCUCCCGAAAAAAUUAAGUCUUGAAACAUCGGAGUUAGUAAGAGUCGAAAAGUACUCGAAAUGACUCAUGUAAAUAUUUCACAGGUGUGCUACCAAACUGUACCAAGAAAACUGCCAUGCGUUCAGAUGUUAUAAUAGUUUUUAACACAUUUUAAUUGAAAAAUAUAUACAAUUAUCUAUCGCGCUGAUUUCAUUUUAAGUAGUAUUUUAAGAAAACCAUAGUCAGAUUUCUAUAAUGUAGAAAUUACACUUCCAUAAUGAAGUUAGCCAGUGAGCCAUCAUUCCUUUUUUUAUGUAAUUCAAAUAUCAAUGACUUUCUUGGUGUCUUUUAAAUAAUACUAUAUUUGUAAUUUGACCUCACCCAUUUGUUUUAAUAAAUAAAUAAAAAAUGAAUAUUUAACUACAUUUUUAUAACAUGACAUUUACGCGAAAAGUAAAACAAUUUCUCAUUAAAGCUUGUUAAAGAUCUUUUUUUUAAAAAAUAAUAAAUAUUUAACAUUUAGAAUUAAAAAUGUUUAAAAAUUCCAAACAAUUUUUUAUUGAAAUUUAUGAAUUAAUUUUUGUAUUAAAAUCUGUUUUUUUGCUAAAAACAUAGUUAAUAGAGUUAACUCCAUUGUCUCAUAAAGACGUCCGAUUGCGAUAAUUUCUUUUUUUGGUAAAAAUAUAACAACUUCUUCAGGGCGUAUAAAACUUUGAAUUAUGAUUAUGUAAAAAAUAUAAAAAUAUUGGUAAUAUUUAAACUUGAAUUACCUAUACUAUUUCAAAGUAUAAAUUUCAAUAUUCAAGUCGAAUGCACCUAGUCAAGUGUCUUCAUUCGAAUAAAAGAAUAAUGAUCGAAAUCGAAUCGUUCUAUGAGGCAGAAGAUUUAAACCUGUAAAUUAUACUUUUAGACAAAAGAACUGGUCGGACGUGGUACCAUUAACGAUAUUUUUUUCAUAGCAUAAAAAACACAGAGUUCCACAAUGUUGGUUUAGCAAGACAAAAAUACAAUUUUUGGAGCCUCCAGUUAAUAAUUUUUAAAUUAUAAUAAACAAUAAUAGCUGAAUAGAAAACAAAAAUUUGUGACCGGCUUCCGCAUACAGGCAGGUUUUAAUACAAUCUGAUAAAAUUUACAAAUGAUAUGAUGGGAGAUGGACAAUCGAUCGACAACUAACAUACCGACAGGGACAAUCGACGGACUGGACAGUUGACCGACAACUAAAAUACCGACAGGGCAAUUGACCGGCAAUAAUUUAUGAACCGAUGAAAUUUAUAUUUUUAUUUUAAAAAUCGAUAACGCAAGGAUUAAUUUUUGUUAACAAAAAAUGAUUCUGAGCGGAGUUAGGUUAUACAUGUUUAAAAGAUAGUAGCAAUUACAAUUUUCGUCAAAAUUUAAUAUUAGAAUUCUUAUAAAAAAAAAACUUAAUACUAAAUUUAACUUAGUCUUGAUAGCUACUAAAUACAACUUAUAAUGAACUUGUUAAAUUACCAAGAAUUUUCAUUUGGCCUAAUAAUUUUAUGCAUAGAGUACCUACCGACUAAAUAUUACGUAGACAGCUCGUAAAAUACAAAUGUCCAUAAAUAGGUCAAUAAUGGCUUAAUUGUUUUGAAAAUUUUAGGUUUCUAACAGAAUAAAAUAAUAUAUAUACACGCCUGAAAAAGAAGGGGAUUAAAGAUUUUGGAAAUUUAGAUUUUCUAGAUGCAUUGUGUGUCUAUUGAAAUUUAACUUAGAAGUGAUCAAUAGUAAUGGAAGAAUGGUAAAUAUUUACAGCGAGCUGGGAAAAUUUACGAAACAUAUUAUAUUCAGUUUAAUUUUUUGUUGUGAUUCAUUUAAAAAUAUUUGUAUGGACUGAAAAUUUAGACAGAAAACGUAUAAUUGCCUUUUAUAUACGUGGUAAAUUUAUCAAAAUAUUUUAGCCAUUUUUGAGCUAUUUAUAGACAUUUUAUUGCGAAAUUUGUAUGUAAUUUUUAUUCGAUAGAUACUCUAUGGAUAAAAUUGUUAGACUAAACAAAAAUGCUUGAUAAAUUAAUAGGAGGUUCACUAUAAGUUGUACUUUGUGAUUUUAAAAAUUGAGUGUGUAAUAUAAAAUUGUUUUAUUGAUAAGAAUAUGGAUAUACAAUUUUGAUGAAAACGUAAAUAUUAUGGCCUUUCAAAACAUGUAAAACCGUACUUUGCUCAGAUACAUUUUUCGUUAGCAAUUUUUAAUCGUUGCGUAUUGCAGAUAUAUAUUCAAUUUCCUCCUUACCUACCCUAUUUCUCACCUACAACAGUGGCCUACCCAAGUACGAAUUAUGUACGUCUUUUUUUAAAUUGUCAUUAAAUUGUAUUUAUUUCUUCCUUUUUUCAGCUCCGUAUGGGUACAGCUAUCCUUUUGCUGCUGUUCCUUCUUAUCGUCUUGCUUAUCAACCGACUAUGGUCAGACAUGUAGUCGCUCCAGUGUAUGCACAGCCAAUUAAUAUCGCACAUGUGGCACGGAUAAAUCAAGCAAAACCCGGUACGGCUACUCGUCUAAAUAAUAAAUUACUUAACAAUUAAAUCACGAAUUAUUAGUAAAAGAUAAAAACUAAUGGUUGUAUUAUAGUAUUGUCGAUAUAUUUGGUAGUCUAAGAUGAAUUCGACUUGUUUAGGCCGUUUUAUGUCAAUUUUGUGCACUGUUUUUUUUAUUUGUGCAUAAAUUAUGGCUAAAUUUUAUCUUUUAAUGAUUAAAAAAAAUAUCUAAAAACAUUUGUUCUUUCUUUAAAUAGAAGAUGGAAAAAUAAAUACGUGAUAAGGGUUAAAUAAUAUUGAACAAAUUAAAAUUUAACUGUUUUAUUUGUGUUCAAAUGUAUUUUUAAAAUAUUAUCAGAUUUGAAGAUGUUCAAACUUUGGUUUUUCAAGUAUAUCAUAUUCUUUUCUUUUUUUAAGUAGUUCUGAUCAUUUUUAUUUUAAUAUUAUAAUUAUGAUAAGUUUAUUAUAGGUACAACGGUAAAUAUUAUUUCCUAUAUUCCAUAUUUGAUUCUUUAAAUAUAUAUUUUUGAUAAAAUAUAUUCUUUGUUUCAGUAUUACCAUAUUACACUCCUCUUGUAUUACCCAUUUCAAUAAACGACAAAUCUAAACAGAAAUCAUCUGACAAAAAAGAUACUCGUCAUGUUAGUAAUAGAAAAUACGUUCUUACAACUCAUGGAUUCAUUCCUUUGGAAACAGAAAAGGAUAAUUUAAAACAAUUAGUUUCGGAAAUACUAAAAAAAAAUAUUGUAAAACAUCUUGCCGAGGGACUUGGAUUAAAAGAUGACGCCUCUAAAAAUAUGCUAGAGUUAAUUAAGAAGCUAUUAAAAAAUCAAAAUAACGCAUCAGAUGAAAGUGAUGAAAAAGAAAAUAAUAAAAAUAAAAUAAAAAAUAAAAAACAACCCAUCAAAAAAUCUAAAAACGAUAGUGAAGUAAAUACGAGUGAAGAAAACACCCAAGAAGAGGAAUCCGAAGAAGAUGAAAAUAAGAAAUCAGAAGAUGAAAAGACUCCCAAAAAAGAAAAAGAACCAAAAGAAAAACCGAAACAAGAAGAAAAGAAGAGAUCAAAUAAUGAAAUAAAACCAAAUGAUAAGAGUGAAAUCACCAACGAAGAAGAGGAAUCCGAACAGGGUGAAAGUAAUGAAGAUGACGAGAAUGAAAAUAUAAGCCCUAAAGAAAAGCCACCAAAAGAUGAAAACCCACCAAGUGCUGAAAAAGAACCGAAUGAUAUAGAAACACCAGAUGACGAAAAUAAACCGAAUAAUGAAGAAGAAUCUCUAGAAAACGAAGAUUAUGAUCAAGACGAAAAUGAUGAUGGUGAAAAUGUAAAAAUGGAUCCGAAAAAAGAGCCACCAAAAAAAGAAAGUAAACCCAAGUAUGAUAAUCCACCUAGUAAUGUAAAGAUACCAAAGGACGAAAAGAAACCGAAUAAUGAUGAUAAGCCAAAACCUAAAGAAGUAAACCAACCAAAAAAGAAUAGUGAAGAAGAAUCACUAGAAGGCGAAGAUUAUGAUCAAGAUGAAAAUGAUGAUCCCCAGGAUGAAGAUGAAGAUGAUGAAAAUUUGGAUGAGUUACUCGAUGAUCCAAAAGUGAAAAAAAACAACUAUGUGGAACCAAAUAAUAAAAAAAAAAAUAAUGUAAUAGAUCCACCAAAAGGAAAAAGUAACUCAAUUGAUACAAGACAGCCACCAAAAGGAAAAAGUAAUAAUAAGUAG
Messenger RNA from Cinara cedri, 5566 nucleotides. The record is from the annotation of a GenBank genome assembly. NCBI's taxonomy places the organism in Eukaryota, Metazoa, Arthropoda, Insecta, Hemiptera, Aphididae.